AUGGCUCAAAGUGCUUUUGGGGAACUUGGUGAGAUGACAAGCGACGAAGCGAUCAAGAUGUAUGAAGACAACCAAGGAUCAAUCGCUCUCGCCAAGAACCCGGAGUUCCAUAAGAGAACAAAACACAUCGACAUACGCUACCAUUUUGUGCGUGAGAAGGUGGAAUCAGGUGAAGUCGUUUUGGAGUAUUGCCCGACUCAAGAUAUGCUGGCAGACAUGAUGACCAAGCCGAUCGCCGCUGUACAAUUUGAAAACAUUCGCGAUCGACUUGGGAUCCAAGGUGCCGCAGCUAACGAGUCGAGAGGGAGUGUUGAAAAGACAGCGGCUGUGAAGAAGACACCUCGUCAAGCUGCGUCAAGUGUUGAAGCAAGUGGAAGACCAAGCUUCGCUAUACCGGUGGGUACCGGUAUGUACCAGUAA
Peronospora matthiolae is the source of this 420-nucleotide messenger RNA. The record is from the annotation of a GenBank genome assembly. NCBI's taxonomy places the organism in Eukaryota, Oomycota, Peronosporomycetes, Peronosporales, Peronosporaceae.